AUGAUCGUCCUCCUCCGCAAAGAGCAUCCCUCCCCAGAGCUCAACGCCAUAGCACCACAACCCACCUGCCGCAUCCUCAGUCUCCCAGCAGAGCUCCGAGUCGCAAUCUGGGAGCUCCUCCUAGUCCAGAAAGACUGCUCACGACGCAUCAGCGACAACGGCGAUCGAUUCUGUGCGAAUGUGUUGCGCACUUGUAAACAAGCUUGGAAUGAGGGGACGCCCAUACUAUACGGCGAGAAUACCUUCCUGGCACAUCCCAGUCUGCUGAGCGCGUUGCCGUCGUUUCUAUUGAUCAGGCGGCCCACCAGAGUCAGUCUGCCUCCGGUGAAGCAUCCGCGGAUGCUGCCGUACAUUCGACGAUAUCAUAUACAUGUUCGACUGGAUAUAGAUGCAAGGUUCUCGAAUGGACAGGCUACGGAGAGCUUUACUGGGAUUGAUGUGUUGGAGCUGGAAGUCUUUCAGGCAAUGUAUGGAAGCUGCGACUUUACGAACUUGAAGCUGUUCGAAGGUGUGCGUGGGGUGGGGAAGGUGAUUGUGCAGGGAAGUGUAGGAGAUGGAAGGUAUGCAAAAUGGCUGGAACACUGCAUGAUGAGUCCUGUUGAUACUGAGUUCGCGGCUUACAACGAGGCCUAUGUAGCGGGUGUGCCGGGAUGGGAUGCUUGGGUUAGUGGUGAGAGAAUCAAUGGAGGUGCACCGAAGGAAGGCUUGCCGCAAGGUCUUGACCAACCGCUAUGA
Fulvia fulva is the source of this 735-nucleotide messenger RNA. RefSeq lists its product as uncharacterized. Bases 1 to 735 code for a protein of 244 amino acids. The record is from RefSeq and is a predicted model, not a curated record. Lineage: Eukaryota; Fungi; Ascomycota; Dothideomycetes; Mycosphaerellales; Mycosphaerellaceae. The transcript has a single exon.